AUGAUGGAUAUCUUGGCGACUGAAAUUCAGUUUAUAUGUUCAGGACUUAUCACUACUGAUAACUUCUUGACAACACAAUGCAUUAUAUGAGGAAUCCUCCUAGUUCUAUACCACAUAUCAAUGAAAUUGAUCAUCUUUGCCAAACUGAAGAGUGAAUUAAUGCUUGCUAGUUUUGUAUUUUUGUUUUUUUUGAUCCCGUCGCUUUAUCUUGCAACUUACGUGGGGUCGCCUUGGUGAUUUUUAUUUUACCUUAGCUUCUUAGUCGCACUGAGUGCUUUACAGUUUGCCCCGUAUUAUAAUUUUGAGCACAAAGGGGCAGGAGGAAUGAUUCGGCUUUUUAUACAGGGGCUAGCCUUAAUCCAGCUUGAUUCAAUUGUGAUAUCUGGGGAUCAUUCUAUUCAGCUAGAGCUUCUCAUGAUUUCUCCUCAUCUUAUAUAUCAAUCUUGGAGAGUGGUCAAAGAGCUCACAACUUUCAAUGAAGAUAAUAAAAUGAAAAUUAUUACCACAGCGAUUUUACUUGGAAAGCAUGACAGUUUUAAGCUCUUCUUGACUAUGCAUAUAUUUGCUGCAGCUUAUGUAGUGAUAGACUCAUUGUCUGAUUCAUUUUUUAGACUGAUGCCUUUAGCUUUGAUACCUUGGCUGGUCAAUCUCUGCUACAAAGUAAGACUGCUGAGGACAAAAAAUUUAUCGUUCGAGAUGUUUUCGUAUGUGGUUUGCUACUAUGCGCUAACUGUGAUAGGAAUCAAGCUAAGCAGGUACGAUUUGGGACAAAUAAAUCAGUUUUUAAGCUCAAAAAUAUGGGGCUAG
Blepharisma stoltei is the source of this 807-nucleotide messenger RNA. The record is from the annotation of a GenBank genome assembly. NCBI's taxonomy places the organism in Eukaryota, Ciliophora, Heterotrichea, Heterotrichida, Blepharismidae.